CCCCACUCGGCAGUAUACGUAAAGUCAGUGACGGGAGCGGACGCAUUCUCAGACCUGCUCCCUCGCUGAUCGGUUGUUUUUUUGUUGUCGAAAAAGGAACGUUGCCACCAACGCUGUACGCAAUUUCUAUAUUUUAUUUGAGUGUCUUUGUGUAUUCCGCUCAAGUGGUUCCUUGACAAUCACGAAGCAAGAAGUGAAGCCUGUCUUUAAGGUGCUGUCGGAUACUGUUCUUAAAACGCACACGCUCCGGUCUGUUGUUGUUGUGCGUGUGUUAGCCGUGUUGUGCGCGCGUGUACCUGGGAAUAAUACACCUUAAUCAUACGUACAGCAUUCCUGACCCCGUACACAGAAUUCAGCCAGGAGACUGAAGCUUUUUUAUGGAGAGAGAACCCGUGGGAGCAAGAUGGGGAAGGUCAACAAUAAAGGUUCAGUGGUGUCUCAGAGAAGAAGAUUUCUGAAGGCCUCAUCCGGAGUGGGUGGAAAGAAAGGCCGUGGGUCGUCCAAGGUUUCCCUCCCCCCACCGCCGCCCUCACAGUCCCUCGUCUUAGAUGAGGACUCCGGCUUUGGCGGUGACCAGUCCCUAGACUCGGAGUCGUCGCUACUCUCGUCCCCGGGGAGUGCCACCUUGAGCCCCAACAGUGCCACUUCUGCGGCCGCUGCCACUGCUUCUGCUGCUGUCGCUGCUACCGCGUCCGCCGCCACUCUGCCAUCGGUCUUGCCGUCGCUCACCAUGGUCCCUCAGACGAAACUGUUGCUAGUCAGUUUGUUGCAAGGUGGUGGAGUCGUGCAGGGUACACCAACCAGCCAGAAAAGCCCAGGGAAUGUUGCGGUCGGGGCUUAUCCCCCCACAACGCAACCCACCAUCAGUAAUGGCACCAGCCAAACGGGGAACACCCAUGGUGCAGUGACGACCAGUGGUGCAGACAAGGAGUGGAACACCUCCCACAGUGUACGGCCCUUGCUGGCCGCAGCCUCCCUCAGCCACGGGGGUUCCUCUGUCACUGAUGAUGUUGUAUCUGAGCUGCCAGCAGCCAGCACCACCACCACCUUCCCCUCCAACUGCCCCCCCACCGGGCCUGUGGCACUUGGAAAUGCAGGCCAUAAGGUGGUGGAGAGCAAGGUCACCGUUAAUGGCAAGAGGCUGCACGUUGAUAUCAAUGGCGACGAGGCUCAGGAGCUCCCGGCCAGCAAGGGGACCAGUAGCACGCCGCCUAUCCCCCCUCUCAUCUCCUUCAGGGACGUGUCCCUCCUCUCCUCAAUUCAGGCGUUCCAGGGCAAUAAUACCUCCACAUCACUGCUAUGUGUGGAUGGAACCCCUCAGCCAUGUAGCCGUAACACCAAGGUCCUGAGACAAACCAUAUCUCAGGGAAACCCUCCUCUGACCGCACAGUUGUCAUCGCUGUCCUCUGACGGCAAGGUGGAGCUGAGUUUGGUCUUGCAGCCGGAGGAACAGCACCGGGCUAGAUACCAGACGGAGGGAUCUAGAGGUGCUGUUAAGGAUAGGUCUGGAUUGGGCCAUCCCACUGUGAAGCUUUUUGGGUACAAUAAGGCCACCACGCUCCAGGUGUUUGUUGGGUCAGACUCAGGAAAGACAGGGCCACACAUGUUCUACCAGGUGUGCCGUGUUAGUGGUAAGAAUUCCACACCAUGCAAGGAGAGGAGAAUUGAUGGCACUGCAAUCAUUGAGGCACAGUUGGAGCCAGAAAAUGACAUGACAAUGAGUUGUGACUGUGUCGGCAUCCUGAAGGAGAGAAAUGUGGAUGUGGAGCACAGAUUCAAAGCCGUUGUUUCGAGAGGCCGCAAGAAGAGUACCAAGUGUCGCCUUGUGUUCCGUACCUGCAUUACCCUCAGCAAUGGUGCUCAAGAAACACUGCAAGUUGUCUCGCAGCCAAUUGCAUGUACUCAACCCCCCGGUGUACCUGAGAUCUCACGCAAGUCCCUGGAAAAGUGCCCCGUGACGGGUGGGGAGGAGAUGUUCAUCUUUGGGAAGAACUUCUUGAAGGACACCGUUGUCACUUUCCAACAAAAUGGUGCCAAAUCCCAGCCGAUAUGGGAGGAGAAAGUCAGCCCUGAUCCGGAGACUCUCCAGCCUAUCCACCUGAUUGUGACAGUGCCCAAGUAUUAUGACCAGAACAUCACGGAAGAGGUGACUGUGCAGAUGCUGGUGUCAUCAGGUGGUAAAGUGUCGGAGCCCCACUCCCUGACCUAUUAUCCGCUGGUGACCAAGAAGGAACUGCCACCUCCAGAGCCAUUGGAAGAGAAGACUCUACCUAAAGGAGUUUCUCCUAGUGCCUUGCAACUGAAUCUCCAGUAUGCGGAAACAAGAUCGUUGCCUGUGCUGAUGCCAGAAGCUCCAGGUCCAGCUGUGGUCUCUCAGAGCUCACCUAUCAAGAUUUCUCAAGCCUCCACAUCCACUGUUCCUGGCCAGGCUGUCAUGCAGCAAACAAUGCGUGUAUCACGGUUCCCUGUCAACUCUGCUGCUGGCAAAAAGCCGAUAACCAGGCCCCAGAGGUCCUCAGCACGCAUCCCGAAGACAAAGGUGUCCCCUGGCAGAACCUCCAUGUUGGGGGGAGGUGUGUCAGCUCAGUCAGAGUCGGUGAUAAACUCUGUCCCGAGUGCCGAGAGCAACGACCCGGAUGUUAAGGAGGAGGAGACGUACAUAGACGAGAAUGGCUCCAAGAUGACCCUGCAGAAGCAGUCGGUUCAAGGCACAGUCAGCCUAGAGAGCUUGGUGGAGAUGCUGAAGAUUGCACUCUCCCUGCCAUCAGGAUCCAAUCUGCACACCUCUGUUCUGCAGCUGGUGGAAGAGCUGGUGAAGUCCAUGAAGGAGAACAUCUCAUCACCUGGAUGUGCCAAGACCCCAGAGGAGACUGGCGAAAAGAGCUCUGGAGUGUCAGCCACUUCUCAGAGAAUUUCUGCUGCACUUCCAGUGUCAGCCACACACUGUCUUUCAAGUCUUUUGACUGCCAAGACACAAAAAUCCACUGGAGUGAGUCCCAUUGUUCCCAUGGUGCCCAAGAGCACCUGUGCCCCCACAGUGAUGCCUCCCUCGACUGCCAUGACUUCAACUGUGUCCCCGACUGUCAGUCUCUUACCUUUCACAGUGUUGUCAUCAGUGCCAUCACUGCACACAGUCAGCUCAGGCCCGAGAGUGGCCCGUGUGGCUCCCAUCACAUCAAUGACACCUGUUGCUUCCACCACGGUGGUCUCCUCUCCAGGACUCGCAAGAACAGUUCGUGUAUGUGUGGGAGAGACUCCAAUCAGUCAGGAGCCACCAAAAAAGAAGAUGCGUGACCAAAUUGUCCCCAUGGAAUACCAGUACAUGCAGGGAGCAGGUAUUAACUGCAGUCUGCCUACGACUAUUGUAUCACAAGCUGCAGAGAGGGCUGACUUUGCAUCCAUUGUGUCUGCACCACAGCAAAAGGUGGUGGUGAGCCAGUGCAACCCCCUGGUUACACCCAUUUGUACAAAUACCUCUGGCAAUACUCCUGACAGUAACAUUGGCACUUCUGCUUCUCAGACCAUUUUCAAUACUUCUCCAGUUCAAAACAGUUCUAUCAUUAACCAAGUGAUAAAUGUAGACCAGCCAAUUGGAAACUCAACACAGCAAGCAGUGUAUCAGCCCAUCAAUCAAGGUCUAAUGCAGACAUUCAAUGAAUCGGCCAACCAGCAUGUCAACCAGCCUAUGGCCAUGGAUGUAACACAAACACUGAUGCCAACACAGACCCAGGCAUGCCAGCCACCAACACAUCAUGCAACACAGAAUGUCUCUCAAGCUGAAGCUGACACAGGAUCAAAGAUAGUAGCCCAGCACACCAACCAACAGCAGCCUCUGAAUGGGUCUCCUGCCAUGCCUGUUGUGGUCUCGGAUCCUUUGCUGUCACAGUCGACAGGUCUGUGCCAGCUGAUGCCAACACAGGUGGUUGUGACAGCCACCACAACCUCCCAUCAAGCACCCAUGAUCACCACAGUGCCAGUUGCCUCAUCAGCACUGACAAGAUCAGACCCACUUCUGUCACAGUCGAGCCCAGUGGCACCAAUGCAACUUGGAACGACCACUGUCCCUGCAACCAGUCAGAGUCAACAGACAGACAAUAGAAGCCAGGGGGAAGUACUUCUGAAUCAUAAUGCAACAACCACACAAGCGACAAUGCAGAAUGAAGUCAGUUCAGCUAUCAACCUCUCAGAAACUGAACUUCUGAAUUACUUUGAUCCAAAUUGCUUUGACAAUGUGUGAAGCUGCUUGCUUGAAACGUGCAUAAUUAAUUGGAGAGCAGCCCCUUGGCCAGUGGCCUGACUUUUAAAGGGACCACAGUCUCCAGCAACCUGCAGCCCAACUGCUUCUGGUGUGGGUUGGGUUGGAGGACCUUUCCAGCAGGCUUGACAGCUCAAAGGAGGAUUGACGUCCAGCCUGUUUCAAAAAUGUUGAGGCUUGCUGUGUUCUCAACUGUACACAGUAACCAAUGACAAUACUGGUGUGUUUUCAGUGGAUGAUUAAUGAAUGUUUAUGGCAAUAUUGUGGACCAAUUAAUAAAGAUGUUCAGGUCCUGUGUAAACAGAGAUUGUAUGAUGGAUACCAGACUGAAGACUAAAACAUUUCUGAUGCUGAUAGGUUAGAACCAAAUUGGUGUAAGAUAUGCACUAAAUAAGUUUACGGUAAUUAGUGUAAUUCAGAAUGCAACUUUUAAAAGAAUGAUAAAUGGUAGUCCACUGCAGCCUGAUCACACCUAAAUAGUCUAAUCUGUUUGUUUGUUUUUAGAAGUUUUGAGAAAGGAGUUUAUAGGUUCAGGUAUUAAACUCUCUCUAGAAACUCUAGUUUAUUUAGAACACACAUGAAUGGCUUUUAAGGUUUUAAGGGUUUAUACUGUUAUUUAGAAGACUUAGGUUAAGCCCACAUUAAGCAUUGUUAUUUGAGAUUUUUGGUUGUAACACAGUGUUUCUCUUUCUUGUGUUCAGCCAAGAAAGUCUUGAUUUUCUGGUACUUUCGUUCUUUUCCCUAUCGGUGACUUUAUUUUUUUUUUCUCCUUUUAUUUAUUCAUUGAUAUUCAAUGUGACUUAAAUUAGGCAUAGUAUAUGAACUAAUUUAUUUGAUAACUACAUGCUCAAAAUGAGAAAUGACAGCCUCAUUUGUUGUAUCGAGAUUCGUUAAGAAUUUCACCUUUGUUUGUUGUUAGCUGUAAGAGCAAGAUCCAAACAGUGUAGUCUUGUGGCGUUUUAUGUCAUGUGUCUUCUUAGUUUGGAUUCCCUUUUCUCUUUCCUUUCUUUGCAAGUCUCUUUCUCUCAUCUCUUUCUGUUUUCUUUAUUAACGAUCAUUAUCAGUUUCCUCAAUUUUUCUUCUUUUAUGACUUAUCACUCUUCUUCCAUUUUGUCCUCUUCCCUUCGUUUCAAAAGAAGCUUUGGUUGGCAUUUAUGAGAGUAUGUGUUGUCAAUCGUUCUGCCUGGUCACGGAAAUUGCUUAGGAUUGCACGAUCAACACUUGUGCUUGUGGCUUAAUAAACUUAAAAGAUAAGAAAUAAAUGAGUACUAUGAUUUGAGUACUUGUGAUUUGUACAUAGUUCUAUACUUCAAAAUUAUGUCACAUAUAUAUAUAUAUAUGAAUAUAUAUAUAUAAAUAUAUUGUUAUAUGCAAACUUGUGUUUGUAAUCAGAAUUAAAAGUAGCUAUAUAUUUGAUUAUUAGUUAAGCUAAAUAAGAGUUAUAAUUAUUAUAUUGUACUUAAUUAAGUCUUGUUUCUUUUCUUUUCAUUUAUUUUCAAAGACAUCACUGUUUGUUAUUUAGCAAGAGUAUUUUCAAAAGUACUGAGAGUCAGCUACAUAUAUUUAGUUUUAAGUAUAUUUUACUAUAGAAUUGCCAUAAUUGUAUGUUAACCCAAUCCUUGUUUAGGUUAAGAAGUGGAAAUCUCACCCUGUCUUGUAAUUUGCAUAUAUAUGUAUGUAUCCACAGGUGCAUAUAUAUGUAUGACUUAGUCCACUGUAAAUGUGUCAGUGCUAACCAUUGAUGAUUCUACACUGCAUUGAGGGUUUGGUUCAGUGGAAAUUUCAGCCCACAACUCCAUUACUGUCUUGAGUCACUAAGAAGGGGCAGUACAAAUUAAUGUUUGUGCAAUAUCUUUUAGAUGUUCAUUUCUUUGCUCUGUACAUAAUGACAUCUGUUGCCAAAGUUGUUAGUAAAUAGGCUGAUUGAAGUGUACCUUUGAAUAACUGUUUUCUUAGGAGAAAUUCUGUUGCAGAAGAAUAUGUGCUAUUGAACAAGGACUUUAUGGCUUAGCAUGUGUAAAUUAGAGAGCCAACUUGCUGUAAAUGCUACUAAUGAGUAUUAUUUUUCCAUAUUUACCCCAGAAGUGCUUAUUUUGAUACAUGAUGCAAUUUCAUCACUAUCCAGAGAUGACAGUUGGAUCUUGAGUGUGCUGGUAUUAAAUACAAUUUAGCUGGUACAAUUCUUUUCAUGCUUUUCUUUCUCCAGAAUCUUUAUUUUGAUACGUCGAAGGUCCCCCCAAACGACGACAACUUCUGCGCUCUCUAAGAUAAAGACUUUCCAGUAGAUCAGCAGCGUUUUCUUUGCAAGGGCAUAAGGAGGGACUUGAAUGUUUUUUGAUCUUCCUGUCCAUUUUUGUUGAAACAUUUCUUGAAAAUGGAAAGAAAAUGAGAACAGCCCCUUUUUACUUCUCUCUUUUGAGAUAUACGAAACGGAAUUGCUAAUUAGACGAGACUGGUCCCUCCAUUGAAAUAUUUUUCAAACUCGUGUCCCUUGAUGAAGGAUACACUUCAUAAAUGCUGGGAUGUGAGGGUUAGAAGGUUAUUUUUAUCAGAAAGACAAUUAUUGUUGCUACCAACUGCAUUUUCAUGGAAGUUAAAAAUAUCUUUGGUUUUGGUCAAAAGACAGACAAUAGAAAAGGCGUGGUACUCUUUCCUUUUUUUUUUUAUUUUGCUUACAGUUUUAUAUGUAUACAGUUUUUUCUCAAGCUUUUCUGCAAUGGGGAAGCUGGGAAGUAUAUAUAUGUGGACCAACCUAUUUCUAAUAUUCAUCAGUAUUUGUGCUCAUCUUCAUGGUUUCGAUGGAAGACCUCACAGUAUUCAUUUAAUGUUGUGCGGUCAUGUCUUUAGGGAACAUGAUUAAUUUAACCAGAUUUAACAGAUUCUCUCAUCCUUGUAGAUGGGGUUCUACUCGACCUCUUCGUAUGUUUAGAAACUGCCAGUAUAUUGUAGGCAAUUGAAGAGUAGCAUGUAUUUUCCAUGUCUUACAAAUUCAAUCGAAUAUUUAAUUUUUUGGCAUUUUCAACAUUUUGACAGUAGCAUAUUUUCAUAUACUUUUGUAUGGACUAGUAUGGUCAAAGGCUUUUGAAAGCCAUGUUUUAUAGUACACAAGGCAAGAAUGUAAUGGAUGGAUACUGUCACUGUUUGAGGGAAUGUUGAUUCAUGGAAACUGUAUUAUACUGUAAAAGCAUUUUAUUACAGUGACAGAACAUACCAUUGUCAAAGUAAGCAAAGGAGUCAAGUAAGCAGAUUUUAAAUGUUGACAUUGCUGUGUUAAUGCUGAACACCAAUGUCAGGACAGCUGAGGCAACAGGACCAUUGAGUUGGGAACAAUUUAACUUUCUGUGUAAAAAAACAAAAACAAAAAAAAUUUAGCUCAAAUGUUCAUAGUCAUUGAGGUUCUAUAUAAAUAUAAUAACAUCCCUUUAGCUUAAUGAAGGCCCAUGAUACAGCACCAGCAAAUUUGAGAGAAUGAUAUGUACAUGGUGUCUGCACAAUCCAGUUACCCUUUGUUUAAACGUUCACAGUCAGAUAGUCACAACAUGCUUGUGAUUGCAUUCUUACGUAAAGAGAUUGCUGGAUGAUUGUUACGUCACUGAGCAGUCUCAAUUCUAGUGCUACAAAGUUCAGGUGUAUUUCGAAGGCAGUAUUUAAUGUAACUAUGAUAGUUUUGAUAUCCUGUUCACUCUUACUAAGCUUUGCUUUUGUGCUAAAGGAUAAACAGGUAAAUAGGUGCCGAGACAAUAUUCUUUAUGUGAUUCUAGAAAUUUUUACAGGACAUGAAUAUCAGCUAUACAUAGGAAUGCAUUCAGUAUAGUCAUGAAGCUUGUACAAUUAUGUAUUUGGAACAAUAUGCUGCAUCAAUUUAUUUUUGCCAGAAAUUAGGUAAUAGGACAUACAAAGACACCAUGAACACAUCAGUUUGUGAAUUAAUUCUUUAAAAAAAAUAUUGAAAGAAGUAGAUGCUCAUUUUUCAUCUUUAAUUUUUCUUUCUUUUGUUUUUAUAACAUAUAUUUUUUUAAUAUGUAUAACUUUUGCUUUCCUGGGCACUCCCAUUUGGAUUGUGUUGUGGACCAAAACAGUAGUUGUAGUGUCUUCAUGAACAAUAAAAAGAUUAACAGUUAAUUUCCAGCAGAGUUAAUUUUAAGAAGACAUUAGUAUUAUUUUGUAAAUUCAUUGAAGGCACUGCUUUUCUAAGCUUCUGUUGGUAGUUUCUAUUCAACCAUGCAUAAAUGGCUUUACAGAUAUUGGAUUUGUGCAUUAUAAUUAAUAAAGAAAUGGUUAUAUA
Messenger RNA from Penaeus indicus, 8540 nucleotides. RefSeq names its product nuclear factor of activated T-cells 5-like. Gene Ontology annotation, biological process: regulation of transcription by RNA polymerase II. Gene Ontology annotation, molecular function: RNA polymerase II cis-regulatory region sequence-specific DNA binding; transcription factor binding; DNA-binding transcription factor activity, RNA polymerase II-specific. Gene Ontology annotation, cellular component: transcription regulator complex. The record is from RefSeq and is a predicted model, not a curated record. NCBI's taxonomy places the organism in Eukaryota, Metazoa, Arthropoda, Malacostraca, Decapoda, Penaeidae. Bases 404 to 4237 code for a protein of 1277 amino acids. The transcript has 14 exons.